UCGAACAUUUGUCUUAAAUUUUCCAUCCCCAAUGGAAUUUAACAGUAGAGAAUGUAGCAGUGCUUCGCUCUGUUAGUUCAUCAACGUCUGCAACUGAAGUCAACAUCGCAAAAUGAUAACUGAAAAUCUUCAUUCAAGCUUGUGAGAGAUAGCUGUCGAACUUGUCAUGUCUCACGAGUCGAUUUUACAUAAUCACUUGGGUAUGAAACAUGUUGCUGUUGAGCUGUUCUGUGCUGUAUUGCUGGUCGGUUAGUUCGACCUUAUAUCCCACGUUGAUGCGAUGUGGACUGCGGUAACCGCUUACCACCAAGUGAGUCAUGAGUUCGUCGUUAAAUUUGGAACUAAUAAAAAAAACUCAUAAAAUCUAACACAAUUGAUCUGUAUUUUCAAUAAACUUGCAACUAAAUAAGAUUGGGAAAGAAUUAGCUUCCUUUCUAAUACAUGCAAGAUAGUUUAAUAUCAGUUAGUUGUACUGAGUUUUAAAUAAAUGUACAAUAAAAAAAUCUCACGCUCCGCCUCACUAACACGCCUCUCCAGCGCUUAUUGGUUGAAAAGCUCUAUUCCCUUGUGAAGUUGUUCGGGAUAAAGCAGUAGCCAUAAAUAGGGGCGGGACUAACGUCCUACGGGAAUGAGUUAUAGCCACGAUGAAAACCAAAACACGCGUCGUCCGCGACUGGGCAAGACGUCUCCCGUCUGUUAUAAGCCUCUUCAGUGACCGGUAAAAUGAGUGACGAGUCAGAUCCGGAUAAGUUACAAACUGAUGCUAGUAAAAUUCACGCGCCACGUCCCUCGUCACCUCGAAAGUUUUUUGCCAGACUCUACGGUCACCUUGAGGAGCCGAAGCGAACUACCCAAGUCGAGGGUCCUGUUGAAAGUGAAUCUUCUUCGGAUAUUGAAGUGGGCGUGGGAGAAACAGAAGGUGUUGAAUUGAUGACGAAUCGAAAUAUGACUUUAUGGCAGCCACCGCCGUUACCAAUUUGUCCCCGGCCCAUGCUGCUGCCUCAUCAGCAACUAGCCUUUGGUGCUGGAUUGGCGGCUUUUUUGGCCCGGAGACGACGAAAAGAGAGUAGACCAAGACGACAGAGGACAACAUUUUCAGCACAUCAAACACUGCGAUUAGAACUAGAGUACGCUAGAGGAGAAUAUGUUGCUAGAGCAAGAAGGUGUGAGUUAGCUUCGGCAUUAUCGUUAAGUGAAACCCAGGUUAAAAUAUGGUUUCAAAACAGAAGAGCCAAAGAUAAAAGGAUAGAGAAAGCGCAAAUCGAUCAACAAUACAGGAAUUUAGCUGCAGCCUCCGGUCUCUUCCCCACGGUACUCGGACCACCUUACUGCACCGCACCUGUUUGUCCAUGUUUACCGGGGCCACAACCUUCAAGUAUAGAGAAAUAGGAACAGAAGAAAAAGAAUCAAUGAAGUGAUUAUUUGAGCCAUUAAGCUAUAAAUUAACGUUACGUAAAAUCACGAAGUAACGAACACUUUGCGACUGUCGCAUUUAUUCAAGCAGAUACCGGGCGUUACCCGAACACGUCAUUAGCCAUGAAGAAAAAUAUUACAUUUGUUAAUCCAGGUUAUUGUCUUUCUCCGAAGUUUCAUCUGAAACCGUAGACCCAUUAAACGUAAUUGAAUUACAACAUCCAAACAUAUAAACUAAUAAUGUAAGGUAAUAAUAAAUAUAUUAUUACACAUUGUAUAUAGUCUACACCUUUACCUUUAUAUAACGAUAUUGUUUUUUUUGUUACUAGAGUGAAUCGAAUAAAUAAUACUCACAAUGUCAAAUUGAGUAACUGAAGUGUUUUAGGUACCAGGAAUUCCUAUAGGUUACUUACCAAAAAAUGUAUUAUAUAAGUACUUCCUUUUUUUUUAAUUCAUAUCUAUUAAUUAAUUUUAUGACUUUACAAGGGAUUUAUUACCAUCGAAAUUAUAUAUUUUUUUAUUUAACUGUUAAAUAGUGUAUUAUUUAUUGAUCACCGUGUUGAUAUAGUUUAUUCGACAAUACAUCAGAUAUGUGACUCGUUUUUUUCUCCUACCUAUGCUGAUAGUCUUGAGAAACUAUCAUUCGCCUUGACGUGUAGGUGAGCUCACGGGGCUCAAACAGGAAGUCUUGCUAACACUGACUCUAGCGAGAACAGUGCUUCGCAGAAUUUACCACCGGAUCAGAAACGCGACCCACUAAGAAGAUCUGGCGAAAAACUCGGUGGGCUGUCCGUGGGUUAAUUUACUUGUCUACUACUACCUGCCAUGGAGGCUCCGGUUUGAAAGCCUUUAGAGAAUAUAAUUGAGACUCAGAACUAACGUCUCAAGGUGAGUGAUGGAGUUGAUAUUUUGGUAUUUAACGGCUCCGGUGACCACUGAACACCAGGUUGCUCAUCACAUUGUCUGCCAAUCCACGACAAUAAUGAAACGUAGAGAAAAACUAAAUUUAAGCCCUCUUCGUGAGGGGAUUCUGUCCCAGGAAGCCACCCUAAUUUUCUAAAGCACUCAAUUCUCAACUAUCGUACGUUGACUGUUCCAAAUUUUUAUAUCACUCAAUUAAGCCACAACGGACGCGUAGACAGUGAACAAACAUACAAACAUUACUUUUGAAUAUUAGAAUAAGAUUUUUUUUAGAUAACUAUUGUGUGACUACUGUAUAUUGUUGUACAUAAAAAAUAUAUAUAUUGCAAGACUUAGGUUAAAACUUACUGUAUUACGAAUUUAGAAACAUAAGGUUGGAUAUGAAAUAUUUUUUGUGGAAAAUCGUUUUCAAACUAAUUCGAUUGUAGAUUUUUGUCUUAUUAAUGUGUUAUCUAGUCUAUUUGAAAAAAACCUUAAGUCGCUAACUUCGGAAUUUAUUUAGUUUUACUUAUGUGUAGCAUAUCGGCUGUAAUGUUUGCUAAAAAGUGUUAAAAUAAAACAUUGAAUGUAUUUUGUAUGGUUUUAUUUGGUCAACUUACCACGGCCAUUUCCAUUGAGGAAAGCUCGACACCGUUUAAGCGGAAUCCAUGAAAAAUAGUAUUCAUUUAAUUUUAUCCACACAUACAAUAACAAAAUAUAUCAUACUAUUCUAACAUGACAAAUAAAACUUAUUUUUUUUUAAAUCUUAAUGAUAAACAAAAAGGUCAAAUCACAAUUAUUAUAAGAACAAUAUAAUUAGGCGUUGCACUUUUCAACUUAGAAAUUAAAACGGUAAUACUCAAUAUCUCUGGUUUAUAACCAGGCACCUUUCAGUUUUACAACAAAAAAUUAUAAUGUAUUAUAUUCUCAAAAAUAAAUAUCUUCUUAAUCUCGUUGGACAGUUAAUCGGUUAUUUGUAAAUACGUGUCUGCGUUAACGCAUUCAAUAUUAAAUGUUGUCGUCUUAUAACUAAGUAAAACGUUAGGAAUGUAUUUCUUUAACUUGUUAUUUUUUCUUCUUCGAAAUACGUCUGAGAACAUUUACUGCUUAUUUUUAAUGAAAAACAAAUUAGUAAAAAGAAAACAA
Bombyx mori (domestic silkworm) is the source of this 3459-nucleotide messenger RNA. It is a transcript of the gene ro, whose product is annotated as homeobox protein rough. Gene Ontology annotation, molecular function: DNA-binding transcription factor activity, RNA polymerase II-specific; RNA polymerase II cis-regulatory region sequence-specific DNA binding. Gene Ontology annotation, biological process: regulation of transcription by RNA polymerase II; neuron differentiation; central nervous system development. NCBI's taxonomy places the organism in Eukaryota, Metazoa, Arthropoda, Insecta, Lepidoptera, Bombycidae. Gene Ontology annotation, cellular component: nucleus. The transcript has 4 exons. Bases 724 to 1389 code for a protein of 221 amino acids. The record is from RefSeq and is a predicted model, not a curated record.